UCGAAGUUGAUCCUUGGCCUAGCAGAUAUAGGUGUAUCGUUUUCUGUGCUUCGAACGAGUUGAGGCGUGAAAAGUGAAAAUCAUGGAGAAGUUCACGAUAUUUUUGUUCAGCUCUAACACAAUCUAUCUGCUAGUGGCCUGCUUUUUGGUGACUCUGAUUAUGCUACUCUUGGAAGUGAGGCAGAAAAUUAGUGUCAAAAGUGAUCUUGUGAAGCUGGUGAAGAGUUUCCUAUUCGGACAAUGGUUGUCAGUGUUUACGCAGAAUAAUAAGAAUCGCAAUUUGAACGAUACGGAAGUGAAAGUGCUACGCAGGGCUCCAGGUCCCAAGAGCUAUCCAAUCAUCGGAAAUCUGAAAGAUUUGGAUGGCUAUGAAGUUCCGUAUCAGGCGUUCAGCGUACUGGCGAAGAAAUAUGGACCGGUUGUGAAUCUAAAACUUGGUGUCGUCGAUGCAGUAGUUAUCAACGGAAUCGAGCACAUCAAGGAAGUGUUGAUCAACAAGGCUCAGUACUUCGAUAGCCGCCCGAAUUUCCGCCGUUAUCAGCUGCUCUUUUCCGGAAAUAAGGAGAACUCACUUGCAUUCUGCGACUGGUCCGAGGUCCAGAAAGCUCGUCGUGACAUGCUUGUGCCACAUACCUUCCCACGUAAUUUCUCCGGCCGUUUCAACGAGCUCAACGGCGUCAUCAACGAUGAGAUUCGUCUGGUGAUUGGAGAAAGCAACGUGAAUAGAGUCAUCGAGAUCAAACCGAUCAUCAUGAACAUCUGCGCGAAUGUGUUUUCGCAGUACUUUGCCAGUCACCGUUUUGAACUGGAAGAUCCAAAAUUCCAAAAGUUGGUCAAGAACUUUGACCAGAUUUUCUACGAAGUGAAUCAAGGUUAUGCCGCGGAUUUCCUACCUUUCCUGCUUCCAUUGCACCACAGAAAUCUGAAACGCAUGGAUCAGCUAGCCGAGGAAAUCCGUGAGAUCAUGCUUGAAACGAUCAUCAACGAUCGUUAUGAUAACUGGGUUGAAGGAAACACCGAGAACGACUAUGUCGAUAGCUUGAUCAACCAUGUCAAGUCCAAGAUCGGCCCGGACAUGGAAUGGGAAACUGCUUUGUUCGCAUUGGAGGACAUCAUUGGCGGUCACUCAGCAGUGGCCAACUUCCUCGUCAAAACAUUCGGUUACAUCAUUCAACAUCCUGAAGUGCAGCAGAACAUCCAAUCAGAAGUGGACCGUGUACUUGAAACGGAAGGCAAACACACCGUAGACCUGUCCGAUCGCAACCACAUGCCGUACACCGAAGCCGUCAUCAUGGAAGCGCUGAGACUGAUCGCUUCUCCCAUCGUUCCCCACGUCGCCAACCAGGACAGCCAAAUUGGAGGUUACGAUGUGCCCAAGGAUACGCUGAUCUUUCUCAACAACUACGACCUCAGCAUGUCGGAGAACCUCUGGGAGAACCCGAACGAUUUCGUCCCCGAACGUUUCCUGCAAAAUGGCCGCCUCGUCAAGCCGGACUUCUUCAUCCCCUUCGGAGCCGGCCGUCGUUCGUGCAUGGGCUACAAGAUGACGCAGCUGAUCAGUUUCUCAAUCAUCGCCAAUCUACUGAGAUCAUACACAAUCACACCGCUUUCCGGGCACUCCUACUUCGUUCCGGUGGGCUCGCUCGCAAUGCCGGAGAAGUCAUAUGAAUUUCAAAUCAACCUUCGACAUUGAAAUCUUCGUUCUCCUUCCUCAACCCUACCCCUCCCUCUUUCAAACAUUCCACAGUCGCACAUAUUUUUACACACAUCCUGACCGGCCACAUGAUUGGCAAAAUACUCGUUCGUCACCGAUCGCCGAUUUGUAAUUUAAUUCCAUCUCAAUCCCCCUCGAUCGCGAAUGUCGCGAAUGCAAAUGUGUCCGCCAAAAAACAGAACUGAGGAGACUUUGCAUACGCCGACGAAGUCCUUGAAAGCACGUGCUUCCAAACCGGAAGCAAUGAUUCCCCCCAAUCAUCCCUUCCUGGUUUCCUCGACGUUUCAAGUGUAGGUGAAGAUCGUUCUUGUAGAUGAAAAUGUGAAAGUAUUCAUUGUAUUAUUACUAGUGUAUUGAACAAUUGCCCGACUUUUGCUGUGAUGUAGUACAAGGAGAUCUCGGAAAUGAGAACUCUGCGCUGAGAUAGAAAUCGUAAAAGACAACAAAAAAUCAUGAGAGAAAGUGAGAGUGAGCACUAUCGUAAACCUAAGUUUAUAAGAAGAUAUACAUUUCUACUGUGACUAUUAGCUUGUAGAUGAGCCCUAUCAACUGAUUACCAUUUUACUCGUCGACUGGUGUCCUAGUUGUGCAUGUCAUUUGUUCAAGGAUACAUUACUUAUAUUACCCUAGUAUAGCGCGAAUGACUGCUAGACAGAGAAUGUGCAUGAAGCGUUUGCCAAAGAUUAAGUGAAAACAAAAGUUCAAUGUCAAUUCGUCAACGUUCAUUCAUGGAUUGAUUGGUUAGAGACUAUGUUGCACAAAGUAGGAACAUUACUGAAAUUGAUAAGCGAUUCUAGUGUAGGUGAAGAGGAAUGUUUUGGCUUGAUAAAUCGAUAUUCGCUACGCCUAGAAGAGUGUAUGAAAUAAUAAAGUUUUA
Messenger RNA from Aedes aegypti (yellow fever mosquito), 2591 nucleotides. RefSeq names its product cytochrome P450 307a1. The transcript is spliced from 3 exons. The record is from RefSeq and is a predicted model, not a curated record. Bases 83 to 1693 code for a protein of 536 amino acids. NCBI's taxonomy places the organism in Eukaryota, Metazoa, Arthropoda, Insecta, Diptera, Culicidae. Gene Ontology annotation, molecular function: monooxygenase activity; heme binding; iron ion binding.